UCUUCAUGAACAACAACUUGAAAAGCUUUAGCUAUCUAUAUAAGAGAUGCGAUUAUUUAAAGAAAAAGCGACUUGUAAUUGGUAUUUUCGGCAAUUAAACAGCGAAAAGACGUUUCUGAGCUAACAAAAGGUCUGUUCCAUUAGUUCACUGUAAAAAUUAUCAACGAAUGAAUAUCUUUGUAAAGUUUUUAAAGGAGUACGAAGCUUACAGGGAGGCCGCAAAAGUGUGUGCAUCAAAGGACCAGGAUUGACGUGGAUCUCUGCUCAUCUCUGAGAAAGUUAAGUGAAAAGUCGAAACACAAUACUUAUUUCUUUCUAAUAGAGGAUCGGAGAUAUAAUCACAAGAACAAAUUUGAGCUGAAAAACGCCACGAACUGCAAGGUUACAUAACAUUAUUAAAMGUCCUUACACAUUGAAUUUACCUGAUACWCUUACCUGAGCACUUUACCUUUGACUUUAAAUGGUUUAGAUGUCCUCAUCUUCUUCGAGUGCAGAACCUUYGAUGUCAUUCUUUAUAUCGGCAAGAUUCUUUGAGAACUGGUAUUGACCCUUUUCAUCUAAAGACCAUAUCAACAAUCAUAAAGAUUGCUCUAUUAUAUCAAAAUACAAAAAGAUUUAUCUGGCAUGAUAUGCCAACGAGCGAUUGAGUGGUACGCUUUUGCAGACGAUGCCUUCCCAUUUUCGAUUGGUUUGAUAGUGSUUAUAAGUGCGUCCAUUGUACCAACAGUUGUUUUGAACGCGUUGAUCUUAAUGGCCAUCAUUCGUACACCAACUCUUCAUACUCCUUCAAAUAUCUUGAUUUGUAAUCUUGCGACAGCCAACUUGGGAGUUGGUAUACUCGCCCUUCCUACUGGAGUAUCUUGGAAGAUGUUGGAACURUUCCACCCCUUUGAAUAUGACUUAUGUGUCRCKCGUACCGCUACUUAUGUUCUUGGUACCAUUUUCAACGGAGCAAGUUAUUUGACCAUUCUUUUUGCAACUGUGGAUMGAUAUCUCGCGUUGGCUCUCCAUCUUCGCUACCCGUCUCUCGUGACCGUUAGAAGGAUUAUCAAAUCAUGUGCGAUCAUUUGGAUUGUUUCUCUACUGCAAUUCGUCCCGCUUGUAAAUGGAUCACGAGAGAUUUACAACAUCAGUGUCGGAAUAGGGAUGAUAUUAUGGCUUWUAAUUAUUGCAUUUUGUUACUGUAAAAUCAUCGUAAUCAUACGCCGUCAUUAUAAUCAAAUCGCGAGCCAUCCGRCMAACAACAACGGUGUCUUUUSCCACUUGACUCGCUAUCGAAAGUCUGUGUUGAACUUUUUCUAUGUCAUGUGCUGCCAGGUAAUCCUCAUGACGCCUUCCAUAAUCUGCUUGACUGUUAUUGCUGUUCGUGGUAUUUCGGUAGAGGUUGUACGUUUCUGGAGUGUUAGUGUUGGCUUAGUAUUUCUCAACCCCAUAGUCAACCCUUUGAUACUCUGUAUGAGAUAUAGUCAACUACGAGAGGCAGUUCAAGAAACAGCUAGAUAUUGUUGGGCAAGAGUAAAAAGGUAGUAAUCUAGAGUUUACUACUUUUUGCUUCUUGUAAGAGUACCAUUUAAUCAUGUACCAGGGAGUUGUUCAAAGCCAAAUUAACAUUAUUCCAUGAUCAACUUCAUAGUUUAUUCAAGAGUUU
Exaiptasia diaphana is the source of this 1648-nucleotide messenger RNA. Its product is annotated as beta-3 adrenergic receptor-like. Bases 625 to 1527 code for a protein of 300 amino acids. Gene Ontology annotation, biological process: G protein-coupled receptor signaling pathway. Gene Ontology annotation, cellular component: membrane. The transcript has a single exon. The record is from RefSeq and is a predicted model, not a curated record. Lineage: Eukaryota; Metazoa; Cnidaria; Anthozoa; Actiniaria; Aiptasiidae. Gene Ontology annotation, molecular function: G protein-coupled receptor activity.